GUGUCGAAUUCCUAAAUUGCACAUGUUGGUCUCCGUGAGGGAUCGUUCUGUGACUUCCAAAUGGUUUUUCACGGAGUGUGGGAAUCGUGUGUGUUUGUCAUCUUGGUUCGAUCGGUCCAACUCGUAACUUGAUGCCAUCUUUAGCGAGGAAGGCGUUUCCAUCGUGCGCCUGUUGUCAACCAACGUCUCCCAUGGAGCUGCAGGAGAUGAGGUACAUUCCUCGGAGACCCAACGAGUUGGCGCUCGACGACUUUCGACCACAGUCCGAUCAUCCGCUCCCUCUACUCACACCACCCUUGAGUGUCUGCACGCUCAGCACUUCCGAACAGCAGUGGGAGCGGUAUUCGCAGUGGUUGCACUGUAUCUGCGUAGUGACGUUUGAUCUUGAGUUGGGUCAAGCCAUAGAAAACGUGUAUCCACCAUGUGCCACUCUGACAGAGCGAGAAAAGCUCAAUAUAUGCUACCUGGCUUUUCCGGAUAGCAACUCAGCCUGCAUGGGGGACACUCAAUUUCACUUUCGCAUUCGUCGGGAAGAUCCGCUCAAAUUGACGGAGGAUCAACAUGAAUUCAAUUUGAUGGUGCCCCCGGCUCUACAGAUCGAAACUCAAUACCUCUAUGGCUUCGCAUACUUCCGACAGGUUAAAGACCCGUCGGUCCGGAGAGGUUAUUUCCAAAAAUCAGUGGUCUUCGUGACUCACUUGCCUCUAGUGAACUUUUUUCAAAAAGCUGUUGCGUUGGUAGCACCCGACUUCUUCGAAAAUGGCCUAGAGUCAUUGGAGACCGCCUGUCACAUCAUUGACCGAUGGACUCCACCGAUGCCCGGAAAGGACCUCGUUUUACCUCUUCAUGGAGUUGUUAUGCAGUGCAGGAUUCCCUUGGAGGUCGAUAGUCAGCUUCAGUCGUCGAAUUCCUACUUGCACCUCCAGAAGUGUACGCAGGAUGCCGUGAUCCUAUCGUCCGUACAUGAGCCGGACGUUUUCCGCGCCCUUGCACCUAUACUGAAUCAUGUUCAAUUGUUGUGGGAGUUGGUGAUCACUUGCGAACCGAUUAUUGUGAUGGCGAACUCACCAUGCAUCUGCGCUGAGCUUGUACAAGCGCUCAUAUCCCUCGUCUGGCCGCUGAAGUUCUCCUCGGAUUACCGACCUUUCUUUACAAUACACGACUCGGAGUUCAAGGAGUACACGUGCCGGGAAACUUGCCUGCCGGCGGUCAUUCUAGGGGUUACCAAUCCUUUCUUCACGAAAACCUUUCAACAAUGGCCGCACAUUAUUAAAGUUGGAGAUGAUUACUCAAGCACCGAUUGUUGUGCCAAAUACAGCACCACUAAGACGAAGAGAGCCGCGAAUUUGAAGACCCUAGAUACUCAAACAGGUGUCUUCACACAAUAUAGACCGCUCCUACGGAAGGAUAAAGCCUUAUUAAAAAACCUCUGGAAGGGUAUCCAGCUCAAGAGACCCACGGAAGUUCAAUCGGUGUUGCUCCGGAGAUACUUUCUCGAAUUGACCCAAUCGUUCAUGAUUCCCCUGGAACGCUACAUGGCGUCUUUAAUGCCGCUCCAAAAGAAUCUCUCCCCAUACAAAGGCACACCUCUACUGAAACCAUUCAAUCCGGACGAUUUCAUUGCGACGCUCGAUACAGCUGGUCCGCAGCUGACAACGGGCAUCAAGGGAGAAUGGGCGGAGCUGUACCGGAAAUUCUUCAGAUCGCGAAAUUUCCAUGGAUGGUAUCAAACCCGGCACCGGGAGGUCUCGGAGAAUAUUGAGAAGCUCCACAUAGAGGUUAUCUCUGACACGAAUCUUCUUGGAUGGGCGCGCAAUCGCGACGAGGUGGAGGUUAUCGAUUUGGUGCUCAAGUUGAAGGCCAAACUCGAACUAGCGGACAGACGUAAUAAUAUUUCUAGGGAGACGAUGUGCAAGCUGAGGGCGAGACUCGAAGAUCUCAUCGCCACUCUGCCAGCGGAUCUGCAUGACGUCCUCAACAAAGAUCUCCCCACUCCCUGAUGGUAACUACGCCACGCGGUAGCUCUCCAUGACGAGUUAGAAU
Galendromus occidentalis (western predatory mite) is the source of this 2043-nucleotide messenger RNA. RefSeq names its product protein DENND6A. Gene Ontology annotation, molecular function: guanyl-nucleotide exchange factor activity. The transcript is spliced from 7 exons. Lineage: Eukaryota; Metazoa; Arthropoda; Arachnida; Mesostigmata; Phytoseiidae. Bases 132 to 2000 code for a protein of 622 amino acids. The record is from RefSeq and is a predicted model, not a curated record. Gene Ontology annotation, cellular component: recycling endosome.